Molecule: messenger RNA, 686 nt
Organism: Pyricularia oryzae 70-15
Lineage: Eukaryota; Fungi; Ascomycota; Sordariomycetes; Magnaporthales; Pyriculariaceae
Exons: 1
Coding region: 1-594 (197 amino acids)
Biological process (GO): transmembrane transport
Cellular component (GO): membrane
Molecular function (GO): transmembrane transporter activity
Source: RefSeq, a predicted model, not a curated record
AUGGCCUGCAUCUCGCUCAACGUGGUCGGCCUGCACAUCACGACGGGCCGGACGCUGUGGGCGCUGGCCCGCGACGGCGCCGCCCCCUUGCCGGCUUUUCUGGGCCGCGUCAACCGGCGGCUCGACGUGCCGGUCAACGCGACGCUGACCUCGGGCGUGCUGGUCACGCUCCUCGGGGUGCUGUACGUCGGCAGCACGACCGCCUUCAACGCCUUUGUCGGCUGCUUCAUCCUCAUGUCCAGCAGCUCGUACCUGGCCGCCAUCCUGCCGAACCUCGUGACGGGGAGGCGGAACAUUCAGUACGGGGUGUUCAAGCUCAAGGGGUGGGUUGGGUUUGCGCUGAACGGGGUGGCGUGCGCGUACAUGGUGGUCUGGUUUGUCAUUUACUGCUUCCCGUUCUCGCUGCCCGUCGAUGAGAAGAGCAUGAAUUAUGCUAGUUUGAUCUGGGGCGGAACGACGAUCCUGGCGGGCCUUUGGUGGGUGUUUGGAGCGAGGCAUGGGUACCAGGGUCCCAAGACUACGGGUGGUAUCACGGUCGAUGUCAUGGAGGCCGAUCGCGGGGAGGUCGAUGUCGUUCCUGGGCAGCAUAGAUAAUGACGGGAUGUGGCCGCUGAAAAACCAAGUAGCUUAGAAUGUUGCAAAACUCCCAUCGCGGAAGUGAUCCAGUAAAAUCAGUAAAAUAGUCG